Molecule: messenger RNA, 213 nt
Organism: Laccaria bicolor S238N-H82
Lineage: Eukaryota; Fungi; Basidiomycota; Agaricomycetes; Agaricales; Hydnangiaceae
Exons: 1
Coding region: 1-213 (70 amino acids)
Source: RefSeq, a predicted model, not a curated record
AUGUACCAUUACUACCAUGUUGCAGGCUAUGCUGACCAGGAUGUUCCCAGAGGCACUGAUUUCAUUGUCGCCACUGAUGGCAAUUUCAGCCAAUGCCACAGAAAAGAUGCAGGCGAUUGUCCUGAGUUCUACAGGCCAGAAUGCUUUCUUACCAAGGCAUAUGUCGACAAUGUUGGAAAACACAUCACGGAGGCGCAGGGCCAGCCUCCCUGA